This is a messenger RNA of Cokeromyces recurvatus, 255 nucleotides long. Its product is annotated as 30S ribosomal protein S17. NCBI's taxonomy places the organism in Eukaryota, Fungi, Mucoromycota, Mucoromycetes, Mucorales, Mucoraceae. Gene Ontology annotation, cellular component: ribosome; mitochondrion. Bases 1 to 255 code for a protein of 84 amino acids. The record is from RefSeq and is a predicted model, not a curated record. Gene Ontology annotation, molecular function: structural constituent of ribosome. The transcript is spliced from 2 exons. Gene Ontology annotation, biological process: translation.
AUGAGACAAAACUUUAUUGGUAUGGUUGUCAGUAAUGCUAUGCAAAAAACUAUUAAAGUGAAAGUGACAAGACAAAAAGUGCAUCCUAUUGUUCUAAAGACCAUUAAAACACAUAAAAAUUAUCUUGUUCAUGAUGAAAAAGAAGUAUGUAAAUUAGGCGAUAUUGUACGUAUUGAAGCUUGUCGACCACUAAGUAAACAUAAGCAUUUUGCAGUUGCUGAGAUUAUUCAAAGUUCUAAAAGUGCAUCAGCAUAA